AAUCCGCCAAAAAUAAAUAUUUUGACCUGAUUUUUACUUCCUCGCUAAGCAAAUUCGUGUCAAUAACUAGAAGAUCCUCGUCACUACCUUCUGUUCUCAAACCCACAUAGGAGGAGACAAAAAAAAUAAAAAAAAAAUGGAGGAGCCUCUUCUGUCUGAACGAAGAAGUGAAUUGGGUGAGAAGGAGAGUGAAAAGUGGAGCUUGUACCAGCACGUGGGAAGAACUGGUUCUGUGAUUCCGACAGCUUCGUUGGCCGGAAAUGAAGUCAGCGUCGAAGAGAUUCGGUCGGCUGCAGCCUUUUCCGAUACUUACCCACCUUCCCUUCAUAGUGCUUUGGUUGGUUCGCCUGAACCCCAUCCUAAUGAGCAAGCUAUUGUACAUCAAGGAGAAUAUGGAGGACAACAUGGGUCAUUUAACAGGCAAAUUUUAGAUGAGGUAGAGAUCCGAGAGUUGCUUAUUGAUCAUGUUGGGCACCGUUGCUGUUGGGGAAGUCGUCCAGCUCGGACCUGGAAAAUUCACGCUGUGGAAGAUUGCAAUGUUUAUGUUGGAACUCUAGAUACUUUCACCGAGGAAAGGGACAUUAUAAGAGAAACAAAGCCUUACCUUGGUGGCCAUAUCGAUGGAAAGGAGAAGGGUCCUGAAUUGGGAAUCUGGGAAUUGGAUUUAAGGUCUCAGUUCCCCGUUUUAUUCACACCUUACAAAGAAUUCCAAGAAAAAAUUCCUCAUUCUGAAACCAUUGACAAAUGCUCAGAUUGUGCCGGACGAGGAGAUAUUAUAUGUAGAGCAUGCAAUGUGGAUCGAGAACCUGGAUUCUAUAAGGAAAAUCAGAUGAGUCAGUGCCCUGCUUGUUACGGAAGGGGUUUAAUUGCUCAUAGGGAUGGAUCUGAUACAAUAUGUACGAAAUGUAAUGGCAAAGGAAAGAUUCCUUGUGCAAAUUGUGGAUCUCGUGGUUUAAUUAAAUGUCAGACAUGCCAUGGGAGUGGUUCUCUUUUGACAUGCAAUAUUGCCAUUGUAAGAUGGAAGACACUUUCAACUAGAAAAGUGAGUGCAACAAGUGGAGCUGCAUCAGUUCCAGAUGAUGUUUUCCACAGAGCUAAAGGUGUCCAGUUAUGCAACACUCAGGCUUAUCAGUGUACUCCGGCCUUCUUUGCUGACUCCUACUUUCUCAAUAACUUUUCUUCCGAAGUUAUAGCAGAAAGAGCUUCUGUAACUCCAACUGCAAGAGUCAUAUGCGAGAGGCAUGCCAUCUCUGUUGUGCCGGUAACGCGUGUCACCAUGUCUCAUCGAGGCCGAUCCUUCAGUUUUUAUAUUAUUGGUUUUACCAGGGAGGUAUACUUAAAGGACUACUAUCCUUCUCGGUUUUGCUGGGGACUGUGUCCUUGCCUGGAGUGGUUGAAGUUGUAGUUUGGACGAAUGGCUAUCUCCAAGACUCAAGGACUACCAUUUCUUUCCGUGUUAUCAAUAUUUGGGUGUUCUGUGGCGUGCUUUGGUGAGAAAUAAUUUAGCAGAUCUCUCUGCUCAUAUAGAUUGGGAGCUGCAUUUUUCUAAUGUCAACGGGUUGUAUAAAAGAGGACAGCUUUUUUCCAAGAACACUGCUUUAUGUUUUUGUUUGUAUAUCCAAUAAAGGGCGUUUUUUGGUGUG
Molecule: messenger RNA, 1643 nt
Organism: Ziziphus jujuba (common jujube)
Lineage: Eukaryota; Viridiplantae; Streptophyta; Magnoliopsida; Rosales; Rhamnaceae
Exons: 7
Coding region: 137-1405 (422 amino acids)
Source: RefSeq, a predicted model, not a curated record